GUCCACUUACAUGAGUUAAAUCCAGGAACUUGAUGGUGAGUUCAUGUUUUGAUUGAGAAAAAUGGGAGAGGUGGUGAAUUUGGUGUUCCCCUCUUGCUUUUUUACAGAAAGGCUUGCGACCCAAUUGAAGAAGAAGAGUUUUAAAUUGGGUUCAUGCUCAGGAUUUCACAAUCAAAGCAUUUCGCAUUGUCCAUGGAGAAAACAUUGGUCAGGGGGCUUCAUCAGAGCCACCCAAGAUGGCGGAGCUCUGAAAUCUGAUGAAGAGAGUGAGAGAAAGGGAAAUAAUAGCAAAAGGAGGAAAAGGGCCUUCUUUUUAGACGUGAAUCCUCUUUGCUAUAAAGGGAGUGAGCCAAGCCCCUCUUCCUUUGCUCAGUGGAUGCAUUUGUUCUUCUCAGAUGUCAGUCAUCAAGACCCUGUCAUCGCUGUUCUUGAUGGGGAAAACGGGAAUGACUACCGAAGACAAAUAUUGCCAUCCUAUAAAGCACAUAGGAGGAAGUUUUCCGGCUUAUCGUCAAUAUAUCAAAGAUCUGGUCGAGCAACUGAUUCUGACUCGCAUUAUGUUGCAGCAUGUAUCAUGAAUCUCCUUCAAAUGUGCAAUGUGCCAGUGAUCAAAAUUAAUGGUUCUGAAGCUGACGAUGUGGUGGCUACGCUUGUUGAUCAAGCCCUACGAAGGGGAUUGCGAGUUGUGGUUGCAUCACCUGAUAAAGAUUUCAAGCAAUUGAUAUCUGAGGAUGUGCAAAUUGUGAUUCCCAUGCCAGAAUUUGGGCGUUGGUCAUUCUAUGCUUUGAAGCAUUACCUAGCUCAAUACAAUUGUGAUCCAAGUGUUGACUUAAGCCUCCGUUGCAUAUUGGGUGAUGAAGUUGAUGGUGUGCCUGGACUUCAACAUGUGGCUCCUGGAUUUGGCAGAAAGACAGCUCUGAAACUCCUAAAGAAACAUGGCUCAUUGGAAAACUUGCUCAAUGCUGCCUCAAUUAGAACAGUUGGAAAACCAUACGCACAAGAAGCUCUUACCAAGCAUGCUGAUUAUCUCCGAAGAAAUUUUCAGGUUCUUAGCUUAAGGAGGGACAUUGAUGUACACUUGGAGGAUGAAUGGUUAUCUGGUAGAGAUGACCGUAACGACUCGUUGGCCAUUUCAAGAUUUAUGGAGAAUUUGAGAGAGAACCAAAAGUUGCAAUUACACUAAUUUUGGUUACCAACUGAAAAUUUCUUCUAUGAUCUGCAGGAGGUGGGAAUACGGGUAAAACGAGCAUCCAGGAACCUACAAAACAUUCAAAUGCUUGGACUGAUUCGACCCAUUAUUUGCAUGAUCAUCUCUUUAAACCUGGCACCAAAUCAUUCCCAGUUCUAUACAAUUCUGCCCAGUUCUACACCAAUUCUGUGUGCUUGGUUCUCAAUGCGCUGGUACGCCUGUGAGGAGUGCAUGAAUUUUUAAUAAUCAAGCUGAUCAACGAUGUGUACUUUGGUUUUUUGCAAGGGAAAUUGGAGCUCAUGUCCCCCUAAUUUUCCUUUAUUUUAAAAAUCCCCUGGGUAUGUCGUAUGUUAGAUUGAUAGUUUUUAUUUUAUUUUUCAUUAAAAUGCCCA
Molecule: messenger RNA, 1581 nt
Organism: Amborella trichopoda
Lineage: Eukaryota; Viridiplantae; Streptophyta; Magnoliopsida; Amborellales; Amborellaceae
Product: 5'-3' exonuclease family protein
Biological process (GO): DNA replication, Okazaki fragment processing
Molecular function (GO): 5'-3' exonuclease activity; 5'-flap endonuclease activity; DNA binding
Source: RefSeq, a predicted model, not a curated record